Molecule: messenger RNA, 414 nt
Organism: Aspergillus tanneri
Lineage: Eukaryota; Fungi; Ascomycota; Eurotiomycetes; Eurotiales; Aspergillaceae
Exons: 1
Coding region: 1-414 (137 amino acids)
Source: RefSeq, a predicted model, not a curated record
AUGGGCUGGAAUGCCGUUUGGCGAGAGGGCUGGAAAGAUGCCUGCCUAGACAGAGUCCCAGAGGUGUUUGAGCUAGAAGCUGACGAAUGGAUACGAAAUUCAUCUGGCUCUUUGGUGACGGAGUUGGCUCUGUUUGUUUCGCUUGCAGCGACCCAUCCUGUUUCAGUUUUCAAUGACACACAACGAGACGACUGCGAUCUUCGACCGUUUAGUUCCGGCCUAGGCGAGGCAAUGGGAAUGGAAGUGCCUGUCCACGGACUUUGCCAGGUAGCAGCUGUAGGUGUAGUAGAUAUAGGUGAUAUGGGAGAGCUGGGAUUAGGUGUGUGGAGGGAUGAAUUGACUGACACCGGAGUAGAUAUAUUUGAGGGCGGCUUUGAUAGCCGGUUUGAGCGGCGGCGCUUGCUUCUACUUUGA